Messenger RNA from Cuscuta europaea, 1916 nucleotides. Lineage: Eukaryota; Viridiplantae; Streptophyta; Magnoliopsida; Solanales; Convolvulaceae. The record is from the annotation of a GenBank genome assembly.
UUUCUGAAGCUGGAGAACAGCCCAGGUCAAAAUAUUGAUAUGAGGUCACCCAAAAGACUCUGCACUGAGUAUCGAAGCUUGUUGGUGGAGCGAAAUCCCUUCACCUCACCUGUAAAGGAUCGACUUUUGGCUCUCAAUCAUUUGAAAGGAAAACCUCCCCUACCUGCUUUGCAGUCUGCAUUUGCAAGCCCUACGAGACCAAAUCCUGGUGGUGGAGGAGAAACUUGCGCAGAAACAGUUCUCGGUGUAUUCUUUAGCAAGAUUUCAAAGCUGGCUGCUGUAAGAAUUAGUGGCAUGGUUGAACGUCUACAGCUUUCCCAGCAAAUAAGGGAGACUGUGUAUCAUCUUUUCCAAAAAAUUCUUACUCAACAGACUAUGCUGUUCUUCAACCGCCAUAUUGACCAGAUUAUUCUUUGCUGUUUCUAUGGUAUUGGCAAGAUUUCCCAGCUUAACCUAACCUUCAAGGAAAUAAUAUGCAACUACCGAAAGCAACCACAUUGCAAAACACAUGUUUUUCAAAAUGUUUUUGUUGAUUUGGCGUCAGCACAGCGCAAUGGGAAAACUGGUACUGAACGCGUUGAUAUUGUAUCAUUUUACAAUGGAGUUUUUAUUCCUGCUGUUAAACCGCUUCUGAUUGAGCUUGGGCCUACUGGAGCAUCUCAACAGAAUAACAACAAUGCAGGAUCUAAGGAUAGUAACAAUGGUCAAUCUCCUGUAUCACCCAAGACAUCCCCUUUUCCAAGUCUACCUGAUAUGUCUCCUAAGAAAGUAUCUGCUGCUCAUAAUGUUUAUGUCUCCCCGCUCCGAUCUUCAAAGAUGGAUGCUCUAAUAUCACACAGUUCUAAAAGCUAUUACGCUUGUGUAGGUGAAAGUACUCAUGCUUACCAAAGCCCUUCAAAGGACCUGACAGCCAUCAAUAACCAUUUAAACAGCAGCAGAAAGUUUAGGGGUGCACUCAAUUUUGACAACAUGGAUGUUGGAUUGGUGAGCGACUCUCUUGUAGCAAAUAGCCUUCUUCUGCAAAAUGGAAGCUGCGGAUCUUCAUCUUCUCCACCUGUUAAAUGUGAGCCGCCAGAUUCAUGAGUCUCUACUCUCUGCCUGCAUAAUUCCCAUGUAAAUGUUUUUUUUCCUUCUUAGUUUAGUUCUUUGCCAUGCUAUAUUCUUCUUUUUAAAGGCAAUGGCAGUGUAAAGAGGGUUUAGGGCUUUUAUCACAUCUGCCUUCCAUAAAUACAUAAUUCCAUCUUUGCUUGUAAUCUCACUGUUGUAGGUUUUGUCUAAUACUCCACCUAAUCUAAUAAGUAAUAAAUAAUAAUAUGAGGUCGCCCUUGACUUAAAUAUUUAAUAGCUUAAUGAGAUAUAUACUACUAAGAGGCACUUGAUCUGUAGUGUGCUGUGUGCCUGAGCACGGAAUGAAUAUCAUAUAUUAAUAUAUAAAAAAGGAAGAGAAAAAAACCCAUUUCCCACCUACAAACACAGGUGAAAAUUCGGGCAAAAUGGGUCCAAGCGUGUUUUUUGUUGUUUGAGAAUUUUAAAGGUUCAUUUGAUCCAGUUUAUAAUAAGAUGUUCAAAAGUGUAACUGAACAUAAUUUAAACCAUUGUUCCACGAGAAGGUCAAUGUCAUCUGAAAAAAGUAUGACACCCAUCUCUAAGGGUCAUCGAAGGCCUGUCGGAUAGGGGUGGACCUGGCCGGGUCUGGGUCGGGCCUAGGCUCGGGCGGGCCGGCGGUUCAGGAAUGGUGGACCCGGGACCGGCACGGGUAGCCACCAGGUCCGGUCCGGGCCGGGCCAACCGACCCUGAACCGGACCGGCCCGCUACUGUGCGGGCCCGGACCGGCCCGGUGAGCCGGUUGGUUGCCCGGUUUGGGCCACCCAGCCCGGUGGGAUGGCGGUUCGGGCUCGGGCCCUUCAAAAGGUGA